CAUGAGUGGGGUUCGUAGCUUGUUCAGCUUGGUUAUUCGAAAAUAAUGAUUGGGAAAUAGCGGACAAUUGAGAAGUUAUAUAUCAUAAAUUGAGCACUUGGACUCGGAACAGUUCGCGAGAUGUGAAAGCUCUUAGCUACCCCACUUCAUCCACUCUAUCAUCGUUUUUGAUACAAGACGCCAUCGACUCAAGUGGAGUCCAAUCGGGAAUCGGAAAUCUAAUUACUAUACAGAGAAUUGAUUAGAUCCAAAUACGUCCUGCCAAUGUCAACUUGGUUAGUAAAAUGGGCUACUUGAGAGGAGGUUCAAAAUUCUUCGAUCUCGACUUCCUUUGUCUAUUGAAAGAGGUUCAAAAUUUCGUAAUAUCUUUGUUUUCUUCGGUCCUUUUGUUGAAUAGAGUUAUAGCUCGGUAAUCGAGAACGCCUGAUUGAAUGGAACAUAUAAAGCUUUAUAUGUUGAAGGUAUUCGGGUAAAACUCGAUAAUCCGUCUAUCUCGUCUUCAUCAUUCGUUACCACUCUGGAGAUUGUAUCACUGUAGGAUUUCGCCGGCGUCAUUUCGCCAGGAUUCUAUUUCCGCACAUUCACUAGAUAGUACAAGUGGUCGUUUGAAACACAUUCGCAGAAAAAUUGAGUGAAUCAGGCCUUUCUUUUUUCACUUCUACGUUAGGGAUCAUACUGGAUGAAAGAAUCCCACGCAUAUUUUUGCUUCUUCCAUAGAUGCUGGUCUCGGGCGUUCCUUUCCGCACACUUGGGAUCCAUUCACCUGCGCCUUACGACGCCUCCCCCCAUCUCCACGGCACGACCCUGGGAGUUUCUCCACGCUAUCGCAUAUAGAUAGAGCAUACUUACAUAAUAUUCGUACGCUCUACCGCCAAUAGACACCCAUAAAUCAAACAUAUCCCACUUGUCGAACUUUGAUUUACAGCUUUGUGCUCGAGUCAACUGGGCGGGGUGCUAGAAUAAAUACCCUGAAGAUUGUCUGAUAUCUGCAAUUCUGGUGUAUUUGUUUUGUCGUCCUGUCACAUCUAAUUAGCACAAAAAUUUACCAUACAACAAGUCGCUAUGACGGCCACGCAGAUAUAUCCGUCUAUCGUUCCGAUAACAGAACCAGAGCUCCUCUACCAAUCGCAGCGUUUCGAUCCUCAACCACAACCUAGUUUUCAGCAGCAGCAUUCAUAUUUAGAUCCUGCCCUAGCUCAGCAUGAUCUUAGAGUAUUCACUCAACGGCUGGCGCAGAACCCGAGCUACGAUACCCCAAUAGCGCCAUACCCAGCCUCGGAUAGUAGUGAGGGUUCGAUGGAUAUGUGGGGGGGUGUAAUGAAUUGGGUCGAUAGACAGAAUGCCGCCAUACCUAUGCAUCCAUAUCUGCACGCGCAGCCCCCACUAUCAGCACCUCUAUAUGCCAAAACACUUUCCUCGCCCACACAGUCGCUUUCCCCAAGAGAACCAAAUGCCAAGCGCGAUGCAUCGACUGCAGCCUCAGCACGAUUCCGCCAGAAAAAGAAGCAGAAGGAAAAGAGCCUAGAAAUCAAUGUCAAAGAACAGAAAGAGAGGAUUGAGAUGAUGGAAUGCAGAAUAAAGGAACUAGAAGGCGAAAACGGAUUUUUAAAGGAAUUAGUCAUGGGCCGAAUCAAGUGGAAAGAGGAGAGAGAGAACGAAGAAGUGAAUGAAGAAGAGGAAAAGAAGGAAAAUGAUGAUGGGAAUACGGAGUGAUUGUUGUCUAUAGGUACAACCAUACAUAAAGAGUGCAGGGAGGGAAUAAUAUUUGCAAUUUUGCUUUGUUGCUUGGAAUUCGCAUAGGACUCGUUGGAGUUCCGCAUAUAUACCACAGACUUCUGUCAAAAUAUUCGUUUGUUGGACUAGUUAGCUUCACUUUCUUACUUUUGAUGGAUCCUUCCCUGAUUGAGAGUUCAAUGUCUUGAAUAGAAGGAAUUCGAAGGAGUGCAAUAUGAUAGGUCGCUCAUGUUUGCUCGCUUUGAUACCGACGUACGCACAUGCACCCGAAAGAGUCAUGGCGGUUGAAGGAGUCGGACUGAUAUAACACGAACAUAUAUUACAAACAAAGCAAUCCAUCUGUACUUACUAUUAGUGUCUUAGCUAGGCUCGAUAAUAGAAAGAUAGAGCACACACAACUGAGACUUGCACAAGUCCUGAUAGUGGAAAUUUC
Molecule: messenger RNA, 2167 nt
Organism: Botrytis byssoidea
Lineage: Eukaryota; Fungi; Ascomycota; Leotiomycetes; Helotiales; Sclerotiniaceae
Exons: 2
Coding region: 1063-1713 (216 amino acids)
Biological process (GO): regulation of transcription by RNA polymerase II
Cellular component (GO): nucleus
Molecular function (GO): DNA-binding transcription activator activity, RNA polymerase II-specific; RNA polymerase II transcription regulatory region sequence-specific DNA binding
Source: RefSeq, a predicted model, not a curated record